Sorex fumeus (smoky shrew) is the source of this 1987-nucleotide messenger RNA. It is a transcript of the gene RBBP7, whose product is annotated as RB binding protein 7, chromatin remodeling factor. Gene Ontology annotation, molecular function: histone binding. The transcript has 12 exons. Gene Ontology annotation, cellular component: NuRD complex; nucleus; ESC/E(Z) complex. Gene Ontology annotation, biological process: regulation of gene expression. Lineage: Eukaryota; Metazoa; Chordata; Mammalia; Eulipotyphla; Soricidae. The record is from RefSeq and is a predicted model, not a curated record. The coding region runs from base 283 to 1560 and encodes 425 amino acids.
CUGCCUGGGCGGGCUGGGAGGCGCGGGUUGAAAAGUCUCGUUCCAAGUUUGGAGCGAGACAGAAGAGCGCUUCAGACCUCGGUACCCGGGGACGGGGAAGAGGCAGCCUAGGCGGAGGCAGCGUCCGGGGGACCAUCCGGACCGUCGGCCGGGGCUCGGCUUCGACGGGCUCGCCGUGUGUGUGACGUGCCUGAGGAAAGGCACGGGCGCCUGCGGUUGGGGAGCUCUUGGCGAACGGAGGGCGUCCGAGGCGGCGGCGAGGGGCGAGCGACCCGACGCAAGAUGGCGAGUAAAGAGAUGUUUGAAGACACCGUGGAGGAGCGUGUCAUCAAUGAAGAAUAUAAAAUCUGGAAGAAGAAUACACCGUUUCUGUAUGACCUGGUUAUGACCCAUGCUCUUCAGUGGCCGAGUCUUACCGUUCAGUGGCUUCCUGAAGUGACUAAACCGGAAGGAAAGGAUUAUGCCCUCCACUGGCUAGUGCUGGGAACCCAUACUUCCGAUGAGCAGAAUCAUCUUGUGGUUGCUCGAGUCCAUAUUCCGAAUGAUGAUGCGCAGUUUGAUGCUUCCCACUGCGAGAGUGACAAGGGGGAAUUUGGUGGCUUUGGUUCUGUGACAGGAAAAAUUGAAUGUGAAAUUAAAAUCAACCACGAAGGAGAAGUAAACCGUGCUCGUUACAUGCCACAGAACCCUCAUAUCAUUGCAACAAAAACCCCAUCUUCGGAUGUGCUGGUUUUUGAUUAUACGAAGCACCCUGCUAAACCAGAUCCAAGUGGAGAAUGCAAUCCUGAUCUCCGUCUGAGAGGUCACCAGAAGGAAGGCUAUGGCCUUUCCUGGAAUUCUAAUUUGAGUGGACAUCUUCUGAGUGCAUCUGAUGACCAUACCGUCUGUCUGUGGGAUAUAAAUGCAGGACCAAAGGAAGGCAAGAUUGUGGAUGCUAAAGCCAUCUUCACUGGCCACUCGGCUGUGGUGGAGGACGUGGCCUGGCACCUGCUGCACGAGUCCUUGUUUGGAUCUGUUGCUGAUGAUCAGAAGCUGAUGAUAUGGGACACCAGAUCCAACACCACCUCCAAGCCCAGCCACCUGGUGGACGCGCACACCGCCGAGGUCAAUUGCCUGUCGUUCAAUCCCUACAGCGAGUUCAUUCUUGCCACUGGCUCUGCAGAUAAGACUGUAGCUUUAUGGGAUCUGCGCAACUUAAAAUUGAAGCUCCAUACCUUUGAGUCUCAUAAAGAUGAAAUCUUCCAGGUCCACUGGUCUCCACAUAAUGAAACUAUCCUGGCAUCAAGUGGUACUGAUCGCCGCCUGAAUGUGUGGGAUUUAAGCAAAAUCGGAGAAGAGCAGUCUGCGGAAGACGCCGAGGACGGGCCUCCAGAACUGCUGUUCAUUCAUGGAGGGCAUACCGCCAAGAUCUCCGAUUUCAGCUGGAACCCCAAUGAGCCUUGGGUCAUUUGCUCAGUGUCUGAGGAUAACAUCAUGCAGAUAUGGCAAAUGGCCGAAAACAUUUACAACGAUGAAGAGUCGGAUGUCACAACAUCGGAACUGGAGGGGCAAGGAUCUUAAACCCAAAGUACGAGAAGUGUUUCUGUUGAAUGUACUGCUCCGUGAAUGCUUGGUUUAUCAAGCACCCAAAUGCAUUUGUAUAGUAGGAAAUGUAAGUGGGAUGGCAAAAGGCAUUCUUUUAUCUUCUGAUUCUAGCACUUUCAAGUGAGCUGUUGCGUUCUGUAUCAUAUUGUAGCUUUUAGGAAAGAAAGGAAUGUUGCUUACAAGGGGUCAUCUGGUUGGUUGUUUUAAACUACAAGUUAGCAGGGUACUGCCUUUGAUUCAAGUAUUUUAAGUCUUUGUUUUCUCAAACUAAGUGCUUGCUGUUCCCAAAUACGCAAGAAUAACUUUUACACUCCCUUCCCCCUCCACUUGAUUCCCCCUCCCUCUCCCCUCCUCCCCCCCACUUGUUGAUUGGCUUUGCAGAAAUAAAGUUUUAAAAUAUAAA